This is a messenger RNA of Macrobrachium nipponense, 611 nucleotides long. Its product is annotated as retinol dehydrogenase 11-like. The coding region runs from base 19 to 594 and encodes 191 amino acids. The transcript is spliced from 3 exons. Lineage: Eukaryota; Metazoa; Arthropoda; Malacostraca; Decapoda; Palaemonidae. The record is from RefSeq and is a predicted model, not a curated record.
GGUAAGGCAACCGAACAAAUGUAUCUCUACUUCAGUUCACAACACAGGGGAGAUUCAUCCUUGUGGUUCCCUAUUUUACUGUGGAGCAUGGGCGCAGUUACUGUGGCAGUUGGUAUUGUUGUUGGGUUUUACCUCAUAAGAAAGUACAGAGAAAGUAGAUGGGGAAAAUGCAAAAGCAAACGUCGCAUGGAAGGCAAAAUUGUUGUUAUAACUGGUGCAAAUUCUGGCAUUGGAAAAGAAACCGCCCGAGACCUUGCAAGUCGUGGAGCGAUUGUAAUAAUGGCUUGCCGAAAUCGUCAGGCAGCCUUGGAGGCACUUCGUGACAUUCGCACAACUACAGGUGAUGGAGAUCUGAUUUUUAUGGACCUAGAUUUGGCUGACUUGACAUCCAUCCGGACAUUUGCAUCGAAUUUCCUUGAAAAAUUUGAUAAACUUGAUGUGUUGGUGAACAACGCUGGUGUGUAUGUUCCUCCAGAUGAACGUAAGAAAACCAAGGAUGGUUUUGAAAUUCACUUUGGAGUUAACCACCUAGGUCAUUUUCUCCUUACACAUUUACUGCUUAAUCGUAUAGAAAGCACUCCAAAUUCACGGUGAGCUUUAGUUCAUGUAAC